Messenger RNA from Leishmania mexicana MHOM/GT/2001/U1103, 636 nucleotides. RefSeq names its product putative ras-related protein rab-2a. Gene Ontology annotation, molecular function: GTP binding; GTPase activity. The transcript has a single exon. The record is from RefSeq and is a predicted model, not a curated record. Gene Ontology annotation, cellular component: Golgi apparatus. NCBI's taxonomy places the organism in Eukaryota, Euglenozoa, Kinetoplastea, Trypanosomatida, Trypanosomatidae. Bases 1 to 636 code for a protein of 211 amino acids.
AUGUCGCAGAGCAACUACGUGUUCAAAUACAUCAUUAUCGGCGACAGCGGCGUUGGCAAGAGCUGUCUGCUUCUCCAGUUCACCGACAAGCGCUUCGAGCCAUUACACGACCUGACCAUCGGCGUAGAGUUCGGGGCGCGUCUCAUCUCCAUCCAAGGCAAGAGUGUCAAGCUGCAGAUUUGGGAUACGGCUGGGCAGGAGAGCUUCCGUAGCAUCACCCGUAGCUACUACCGUGGCGCUAGCGGGGCUCUGCUCGUCUACGACGUCACCCGACGCGAUACCUUCACGCACCUGCAGAGCUGGCUGGAGGAUGCUAAGGCAAACGCGAACACGGCACUUGUGAUUAUGCUGAUUGGUAACAAGUGCGACCUCGAUAGCAAGCGCCAGGUGAGCCGCGAGGAAGGAGAGGCGUUUGCGCGCUGCAAUGGGCUGAUGUUUAUGGAAACGAGCGCCAAGACAUCGCAGAACGUCGACGAUGCGUUCCUGCAGACGGCAGCGCUCAUAUACGACAACGUGCAGCUCGGCAUGAUCGACGCAUCCGUCGUCUCUGGACGUCCAGGGACGCAGGCGAGCAACGCGCACUUGCAGAAUGCGCAUGCGAACCACAACAGCAGAAACAGCGGUUGCGCGUGCUAG